AUGAAGGAGAACCCGUUUGCCAUCCACCAGAGACCAAAUCAAGGCUCACCCUCAAUCACACGCGAGCAAGCCGUGAACUCAUUGUUUCAUAUCACAGAGUUAUUAGGCCCGUCGUCUUCUCUUGUACCCCGACCGCAAGGGAUUUCAUCUUCAGUGUCCGGCAGCCCUGACCCCUUUCGCACAUUCGAUAUCUUUGAGAUCCCAAUUGUCUUGGACGACUUGACCAUCAUUGCGCGUUUGUUACGCCGGCAUCUUCACCUGUCUUUCUUCACUUCAUCCCUGACCCUGUUGCGGAGUAGUGGCUUAGUGAUUCAGCCCUCCGACUGGCAGCCCUGCCAGGCCCCGGGCUGCAACAUGAAGUUCGGCAAACAAAUACAGAAGCGCCAGCUUGAAGUUCCAGAGUAUGCGGCAAGUUUUGUGAAUUACAAAGCUCUGAAGAAGCUUAUCAAGAAACUUUCUGCUACCCCGACGUUAGCGGCACAAAAUGAGGUGCACGGUGCUACUGGCCCCGUGGAUUCUCAAGCUGCUCUUCAAGCCAACAAGGCGACUUUCUUUUUCCAAUUGGAACGUGAACUUGACAAAGUAAAUGCCUUUUACCUGCAAAAAGAGGCCGAACUCAAAAUCCGGCUUAAAACUCUUCUUGAUAAAAAAAAUGUCUUGCAGACGAGGGACGGCAUUUCACGGCGCUCCUCCAAGUUUACUACGCUUGAAGAAGGUUUUCAACAGUUCGCCACGGACCUCAACAAGCUUCAGCAGUUUGUCGAGAUCAAUGGUACCGCUUUCUCCAAGAUUCUAAAAAAAUGGGAUAAGACAUCAAAGUCCAAGACCAAAGAGCUCUAUCUGUCUCGAGCCGUCGAGGUGCAACCUUUCUUCAACGCUACUGUCAUAAGCGAACUGUCAGAUCAGGUCACUACGAGUCUUCAGGAACUUGGUGCUUGGUCUGAUGGCAUCCAAGUCAACUUCCAGGCCACCGGCCACGUCGUCACUUGUCAACAUUUCAUGGGCACUGACGAGGGUGAUGCCGACACCUUGCUUCUAGAUACAGUCAUCACUGGGAAUCCGGAGCAGUUGCGAGAGCUCUUGACCAAAAUGCAGUCAGCCAGUACUUUGAGCGACGGGGAGAGUUCGCUGCCCGAUCGGGUUACGCGUACAUUCCUGACUGCCGUUCACGACGCCCCCGAAGAGGCUUUGCGGGUGCUCUUGGAUACUGGGCUUGUCGACUUGCAGUCCUAUGACGACAUCAACGAGAGGAAUUGUCUUCAUCAAGCCACCAUCUAUGGGAAGCAAUAUGUUCUCGAAUGGGGCCUGGAAGCAGGUGUUUCUGUGGAGAGAACUGACGUUUAUGGUCGAGUUCCGUUGCAUUAUGCCAGUUUACAUGGUAGACUCGAUAUGUUGGAAACCCUUUUGAACGUAAAUCCCGCAACCAUCGACCUCAUUGACCACGACAACUUUACUCCUCUUAUCCAUUCCAUCAUUCAAUGCCAUUUGGGCUGCGUUGAACGCUUGCUGGCCCGGUCGGCAAGAAUUGAUCCUGUUUCUGAUUCCGACCACGUCCCUCUCAACUUGGCUUGCGAACGUGGCUCCGAGGCUGUGGUUGAGCUGUUGUUGAAGCAAGGGGCAAAGAUUCUUCCAGAUGCAGAGGGUCUGUACCCACAGCAUCUUGUGGCACGAUCAGGGAAAUCGUCGCAACUCCUGCUGCUUCUCAAACAAUUCGGAGUUGACCUCGACCAGAUUGACAAGCUGUAUGGCUGGACCCCGCUUGUGCACGCGGCCAGCGAAGGCAACGUGGAUUGUUUGCAAGCAUUGCUCAAGGUUGGGGUCAAUGCCAACAUUGUUGACGAGAAGAAUCUCCCGGCCAUGUAUUACGCCGCUUGGGAAGGCCACAUGGAAUGCAUGAAACUGCUCACUCCGUUCAACGCGCGCACAAGGGCUAGCCCGCUCGUCUCACAGUCUUCGCUCGGCCCUACGGGCAGUAGCAGCGCCCCAGGGCCGAUGUCAUUGGAUCCUGACGCCAUCCCUAUUCUCGAAUUACCUCCUCCCAUCAUCCCUCUUCGCCGCUACGGACACAAUUUCCUCGACACCAAGACGGUCGUCCAAAUCAGCUUCGACGACACCCGUGAGCAGCCGUUGAUGUUCUUUCAAGACGGAAAAUACCCAGCGGCGCGGCUCACCAUCUCCUCCAAGGUCUCUGAUCUUAUCCCCAAGAACAUCAUUCUCCCAUUUCAAGAGGAUACCCGGGUAGUUUCUCUUCAGGUUGACAACCUGGAUUCGUUCUCGCUUGACUUUGACGUCUUCCCCACGUACGGAGCCAAGAUCAUUGCCAAAACAGUAGCGCUAGCAAGUGCUUUCAAGACUCAGCAAGCAGGCAUCUCAAGAUGCUGCUUGCCACUUUUCGACCCGCGCCUGAGGGCAAUUGGCCAGAUUAGCUUCAGUACGCAGGUCAUCAAGCCAUUCAAGGGGCAGCCACUUGAGAUCACAGACUUUGAGACAUACUGGAAAGCGACCAGCCAAUUCAACCAACCGACCAACGCUGUGGUGACUGGCUCGAGCCUCUCGGGCGAUUAUGUGCGGCUCUUUGUGCAGUACACCAGCGACGGCGUUCCGGUGGUAUGGCCGCAGUGGACAAUUGCGUGUGGUGGACUUGAAAUCCCACUGUGCCGACUGUCACUGCAGCAGUUCGAAGCCAUUACUGCCCAAAACGCCAGCCGAGCUCACCUACCUGGGCUCGCUGCCAGGACUGUGGACAAGAUUGCCGAAAUAUACCACAUUCUCGCCACAGCUGGCGUCACACUCAAGGAUGCCCUGGCCAUCCUACCGCGAGGCAUCAACGUGAACCUGCAAAUUCUGUACCCCACGCAAGAGGAAGAAGAAGUUUUCGCGCUAGGCCAGGCUUUGGACGUCAACGUGUUUGUGGAUGCCCUUCUCACCGUGGUGUUUGACCACGCCCGCGCACAAAGGGCUCAAUGCCACUCCCCUACCGUGGCUCGCUCCGUGGUCUUCAGCAGCUACAACCCGCACCUAUGCACAACUCUCAACUGGAAACAGCCCAAUUUCCCCGUUUUCCUGUGCAACGACCUCGGACGUGAAGACGUUGCUGAGCCGUACACGCCUCGAACAAGCGGGCGACGCAGCACUUCCAUCAAGGAAGUUGUUCGUACCGCCCAGAGCAACAACUUUAUGGGGUUGAUUUGCUAUUCUAGACUACUGGAUAUGGUCCCUGCUCUUGUUGACGCCAUCAAGUCCCAAGGAUUAGCCUUGGUGAUGGACAAGUCGACCGACCCGGCGGGCUCAAACCCUUUGAUGGAUCCGUUCCCUCGUCCACCAAAGGGCGUCGAUGGCGUUUUGAGGAGUCAUGGCAUUUUGCGAUUCAACGACUCAUUAGAUAUGUAG
This is a messenger RNA of Ustilaginoidea virens, 3390 nucleotides long. RefSeq lists its product as uncharacterized. The transcript is spliced from 11 exons. Gene Ontology annotation, cellular component: cytoplasm. The record is from RefSeq and is a predicted model, not a curated record. Bases 1 to 3390 code for a protein of 1129 amino acids. NCBI's taxonomy places the organism in Eukaryota, Fungi, Ascomycota, Sordariomycetes, Hypocreales, Clavicipitaceae. Gene Ontology annotation, biological process: lipid metabolic process; innate immune response. Gene Ontology annotation, molecular function: protein binding; phosphoric diester hydrolase activity.